AUGGCAUCAAAUUCUAAACGUGCAUUUAAUUUAAAAUACUUAGAAAUGUAUGACUGGAUGAUUUAUUCAACUAAACAUAAAGGGGUUUUUUUACAUAAAGAAGUUGAAGAUAAUAGAAAAAAAUUGAGACCAAUCAUAAAAUCAAUACUGUUUUGUGGACAACAUGAUAUUGCCCUUAGAGGAAACACUGCUAAUAAAGGUAAUUUUGUUGAUUUAUUGAAAUUUCGGAUUGAUUCAGGUGAUAAUAUUUUGUCAAAUAAUUUUGACACGGCCUCUGGGAAAUCCAAAUAUGUAUUACAUAGAAUUCAAAAUGAAAUUAUUCAAGUCUGUGGUCAAGUAAUUCGUAAUGAUAUUGUAUCCCAAGUCAAUAAUUCAUUUGCAUUUUCUUUACUGGCUGAUGAAACAGCAGAUAUUGCAGGAAAGGAACAGUUAUCUAUUGGUGUAAGAUAUAUUGAUAUAAAUUAUGUAGUGCAUGAAGAAUUUAUUGGAUUUAGUGAAAUACAUAUUUUAAAUGCAGAAGGUAUAUCAAAAAGUAUAUUAGAAUCAACAGAAAAAUAUGGUUUAAAUAUGUUGAAACUUGUUGGCCUAGGUUUUGAUGGUUGUUCAACCAUGAGUGGUAAAGAAAAUGGUGUACAGACAAUUAUACGAAAAAUAUAUCCAACUGCUUGUUAUUUUCAUUGUGCUUCACAUAAGCUUAAUUUAGUAGUUAACGAUCAAAAUUCAAUUCCUGAAAUCAGAAAUACUAUUGGUACUGUAAAAGAAAUAGAAAAGUACAAAUGUAUACGGCUAUUUGAUAAAAAUGUCAUUGAAAUUAAAACUGUUCUUGAAAAGUUAUCUAUUAGUUCAGAAGCAAAUACUGUUACAAGAAAUCGUGCAUUCCAACUUUCAUUAGCCACAUCAAAUUGUACUUUUUUGAUUAGUUUAAAAGUAAUUGCUUAUUACUCUUCUGUUCUAGAACCAGUUGUGACCAAAUUACAAGGUGUGAUGGCAAUCACGGUCUUAGAAGAUAUUAUUCAAGAUUUUCAAGGAAGAGAGUUUGAGUUCAAGAGCGUUCAAGAAGUUUCAUGUGCGAUGUGCAACAUACAAGCGACACGCGUAUCGGACCCGUAUCGGACUCAGACUUCGAUACGAGCCGGUACGUAA
Acyrthosiphon pisum (pea aphid) is the source of this 1143-nucleotide messenger RNA. Its product is annotated as zinc finger MYM-type protein 1-like. Lineage: Eukaryota; Metazoa; Arthropoda; Insecta; Hemiptera; Aphididae. The record is from RefSeq and is a predicted model, not a curated record. Bases 1 to 1143 code for a protein of 380 amino acids. The transcript has 4 exons.